AUGAAUUCUUAUUCAGCAGGAGGAUACGGUGGCAGCAGAGGACACGGUGGUGGUUACAGAGGAGGUAGAGGAUACGGAGGUGGUGGAGGAUACGGAGGUGGUGGAGGAUACGGAGGUAGCGGAGGAUACGGUGGUAGCGGAGGAUACGGUGGUAGCGGAGGAUAUGGUAGUAGCGGAGGAUACGGUAGUAGCGGAGGAUACGGUGGUAGCGGAGGGCAUCCGCCGCCGCUUCCUCCGUAUGGAGGAAGCGGCGGACAUGGAGGAAGCGGAGGCUAUGGAGGAGCUGGAUAUGGAGGUAGCAGUUAUGGAAGUAGCAGUUAUGGAAGUAGCAGUUACGGCGGGCAAGGUGGUGGGUACGGAAGUGGAAGCUACGGUGCCACUAGUUACAGCAGUGGCGGCGGUAGAGGAUAAGGGAACAGCGGCCACGGUGCGGGAGGACACGGCCAUGGCGGAGGAGGGUAUGGCAGCAGCAGCAAUAGUGGAGGAGGAUCCGGCAGCAGCAGCUAUGGUGGAGGAGGAGGUUACGGUAGUAACGGACAUGGUGGAGGAGGUUACGGCUGCAGUAGCCAUGGCGGAGGCUACGGAAGCAGUCACGGGGGAGGCCAUAGUGGAGCAGGAUACGUCAGUUAGAUGAUCCAAGAUAAUGCAGAUCAUCAACUCAAAGAGAAAAUAUCGUGAAGAACACACAAAUUGAACUUACACUGCUAACAUAUUCUAGUCAUGAAAGAAUCCAAAAUAGAAUACCUGGAUUUUUUCUUGCUCAUUACAGCACCUUAUCGUAAAGGUAGUGGAGGCUACGGUCGGUGAUCUCGUCAAAGCAGCGUCCAACUUCUGGAACAGCAUUUACUUUCCUCACUUGUCCUGUUUCCCUGUCAAACAAAAUAAAGAAUUAAGAUGUGCAACAUGUACGUGAAAAAUAAAACUGA
This is a messenger RNA of Daphnia carinata, 926 nucleotides long. RefSeq lists its product as uncharacterized. The record is from RefSeq and is a predicted model, not a curated record. Bases 1 to 411 code for a protein of 136 amino acids. Lineage: Eukaryota; Metazoa; Arthropoda; Branchiopoda; Diplostraca; Daphniidae. The transcript has 3 exons.